Molecule: messenger RNA, 1764 nt
Organism: Papaver somniferum (opium poppy)
Lineage: Eukaryota; Viridiplantae; Streptophyta; Magnoliopsida; Ranunculales; Papaveraceae
Product: sugar transporter ERD6-like 7
Exons: 18
Coding region: 88-1512 (474 amino acids)
Biological process (GO): carbohydrate transport; transmembrane transport
Cellular component (GO): membrane
Molecular function (GO): sugar transmembrane transporter activity
Source: RefSeq, a predicted model, not a curated record
UAAUUAAUUCUCCGACACAAAUUAAAACUUCUUAAAAGAAAAGAUAUAGAAUGUAGGGAAAACAUUGAAUUCAGAAGCAAGUACACCAUGAAAGGGGAAGUAAGAAAACCACUCAUAACAAACAGUAACCCACACCAACAUCAUCAUCAUCAAGAAGAAGAAAAUGGGGUACAAAGAGGAAACAAAGAAAGCUUAUGGAUGGUUUACUUGAGUACUUUUGUUGCUGUUUGGGGUUCUUUUGAAUUUGGUACUUGUAUAGGGUACUCAUCGCCUACUCAAGCUGCGAUUACGGAGGAGCUCAAUCUAUCUUUAGCAGAGUACUCGGUUUUCGGCUCCAUUUUGACAAUUGGUGCUAUGGUUGGCGCAGUCACAAGUGGGUUGAUUGCUGAUUUCAUCGGGCGGAAGGGGGCAUUGAGAACAUCUGCUGCUUUUUGCGUUGCAGGAUGGCUUUCCAUAUACUUUGCAAAGGGGGCCCUGGCGCUCGACUUUGGAAGACUAGCUACAGGAUAUGGCAUGGGAGUUUUUUCCUAUGUGGUACCUGUUUUCGUUGCUGAAAUAUCUCCCAAGAAUCUUCGAGGUGCCUUGACAGCAUUGAAUCAGGUUAUGAUUGCCUCUGGAGUUUUUGCUUCAUAUUUGAUGGGGACGAUUCUAACAUGGCGCGUCCUAGCGAUAUUUUCACUGCUUCCUUGCGCUGUCAUGCUUAUUGGCCUUUUUCUCAUUCCAGAAUCUCCUAGAUGGCUGGCCAAAAUCGGAAAACAAAAAGAGUUUGAAGUGGCACUGCGGAAGUUAAGGGGCAAGGAAGCUGAUAUUUCUGGUGAAGCAGACGAAAUUCAAGAUUAUCUGGAAACGCUUCAAAAGUUGCCGCAGGCCAAAAUGUUGGAUUUGUUUCAGAAAAGAUAUUUGCGCUCAGUCACCAUUGGAGUAGGACUGAUGGUGUGUCAAAAGUUUGGAGGAUUGCCUGGCAUUCUUUUUUAUCAAAGCCAGAUUUUUGUGUCCGUAGGAUUUCCACCAGACAUUGGAACAAAUGCUGGUGCUGCUCUCCAGAUCGUGUUAACCGCUCUGAGUGCAGUCUUAAUAGACAGAGCUGGAAGAAGAAUACUUCUACUGGUCUCAACAGCAGGACUGGUUCUAGGUUGCAUCCUGUGUGCUGCUGCAUUCUUUCUGAAGGAGCAUGAAUUGCUGCUCGAUGCAGUACCAGCAUUCAUUCUGACAGGAAUCCUGGUGUACAUUGGAUUUUUCUCUAUAGGAUUGGGUGCAAUACCAUGGGUUGUAAUGUCCGAGAUUUUUCCAUUGAACAUAAAGGGAUCGGCUGGGAGUCUUGCAAUAUGGAUGAACUGGUUCGGCUCAUGGGUGACUUCCUAUACAUUCAAUUAUCUUAUGAGCUGGAGCUCUUACGGCACAUUUAUCUUGUAUGCUGUGAUAAAUGGACUAGCAAUAGUAUUUAUCGCCAUUUUAGUACCCGAAACAAAGGGAAGAACUUUGGAAGAAAUUCAAGCAGCCAUCAACAAGUGAUCUUGGAAGAAAUUCAAAUGCAAAAGGCAGUUGAUGUUGGAUUCAAGUUACCAAUAGCCUAUAUUUUUGUCCGAAACAAAGAGAUUAAUUAUGUAAUUAUCAAAAUUUCGAAAAAACGAAAACACAUUGUUGAUCGUCACGCAAUUUGUUUCAUAUAUAUGUACAACAGUAUACCUUAUUUUCUAGUAGAACGGAAUCAUAUUACUGAAACUUGAUUACAAGUUUCAUACAUAAAUAAAAGUCUCAUUACAA